AUGAUAAGGAAGAAGAAAAGAAAGGAAACCAAGAAACGUGUCAAGGAUUCGACGGGCCACCACGACUCGAACGAGUUGACCGGCUUCCACACGUGUUGCGAGUGCAGGAAGACGUACAGGUCGCGGAUGGCGUUAAACCGGCACGUGCGAGAGGAGUGCGGCAGGGUCUUGUACACCUGUCCGUUCUGUCACAACAUCAUGCCGAUGAAGUUCAAUCUGUUGAAUCACCUCAAGAAGGAGCACGGCUAUCUGCUCGGCAAUCUGGUCCAUACCUGCAAGACCUGCGGAAACGUGUACAUGUAUUACAGUUCAUUGACGAGGCACGUGAGGGAGGAGUGCGGGCAGGCGCCGAAGUACCAGUGCCUGUAUUGCCCAAAGCGGACCAAGUUACGCUGCAACCUGCUGAAGCACAUGCGAAAAAAGCACGGCUGA
Molecule: messenger RNA, 432 nt
Organism: Odontomachus brunneus
Lineage: Eukaryota; Metazoa; Arthropoda; Insecta; Hymenoptera; Formicidae
Product: zinc finger protein 37 homolog
Exons: 4
Coding region: 1-432 (143 amino acids)
Source: RefSeq, a predicted model, not a curated record